Necator americanus (New World hookworm) is the source of this 303-nucleotide messenger RNA. RefSeq lists its product as uncharacterized. The record is from RefSeq and is a predicted model, not a curated record. Lineage: Eukaryota; Metazoa; Nematoda; Chromadorea; Rhabditida; Ancylostomatidae. The transcript is spliced from 3 exons. The coding region runs from base 1 to 303 and encodes 100 amino acids.
AUGCAUUUCGACUCAUCCCGUGAGUUUCCGGAUUUUUCCUUCAACUCUAUGCCCUCCGAACUGUCGAAGAAAGUUCUAGAAAAUGAUUGCUUUGAGUGUCGAGUGACAGGGUCAUUGAGCUGCGCUGCGAUUGGAGCAUUCGUGUUCUAUCAGUCAUCGAGUGCUUACUAUUUGAAGCGACCUUACUUAAAGUUAGCUGUUCGUGGUAUUGGAGCUGUGUUUUUGUACGGUGCGGUAGCCCGAUGGUUCUAUUUCCCACCGUUUCGAUCACUGAAAGGAUCGCGGACAAGAAUUGAUGUCUAG